CCACAAUUGGUGGAAAAGAGGGGUGAGCAUUGAUGCUACGCUCAUGCGCGGUGAGAUUAACUGCCCCAUCUCCUCCGCUACUGCUCUCCUCCCCUCUGUCCGCACCCGCCACCAGGCCCACCCCCGCCUCUCCAAACCCUAUCCUCUUCUCCUCCAUGCCGCCCUCCAUCCGCAUCGCAGUCGUCGGAGACGUCCAUGAUGAUUGGGACCUGCAAGAGGAUUCAAAAGCUCUUCACUUUCUUCAGCCUGACUUGGUGCUGUUUACAGGUGAUUUUGGUAAUGAAAAUGUUGAACUUGUUAAAAGCAUUUCAAAGCUCGAGCUUCCAAAAGCAACGAUUUUGGGUAACCAUGAUUGCUGGCAUACUUACCAAUUUUCUGAGAAGAAAGUUGACCGUGUUCAGCUUCAGCUCGCAUGUUUAGGUGAGCAGCAUGUUGGCUACAAUCAUUUGGAUUUUCCAGCGCUAAAGCUUAAUGUUGUCGGUGGCCGCCCAUUUUCUUGUGGUGGUGAAAGAUUGUUUCGCCCAAGGCUGCUUUCUGCAAGAUAUGGAGUCAAUUGCAUGGAGAGUAGCGCAAAAAGGAUUGUAGAAGCUGCACUGGGGACACCGGAGGGGCAUUGCAUUGUACUUCUUGCUCAUAAUGGCCCUACAGGAUUGGGAUCAAAGAUGAAUGACAUUUGCGGAAAAGAUUGGGUUUAUGGAGGUGGCGACCAUGGGGAUCCAGAUCUAGCUCAGGCCAUAUUGGAUUUGAAGAGAAACACCCAAUUCCCCAUCCCAUUAGUUAUGUUUGGGCACAUGCACAAAGAGCUAGCAUACAGAAGUGGUCUUAGGAAAAUGAUCGUAAUUGAUUCCGAUAACACCAUUUACUUGAACGGAGCCAUUGUGCCGAGGGUUAAAUCCGUAGACCAACAAGCAACUACUAGUUCAGAAAUCUCUACUGAACACUCGGAUACAAAGAACGGUACUUUGCGUGCAUUCACAUUGGUUGAGAUGAUUUAUGGAAUGGUCGAAAAGGUUUCAGAGACUUGGGUAUCAGUAAUAGGAGAAACAACUUCGAUUGCAGAGGAAAUUCUACUGUUCAAGAAACCAUAGUAAGUUUAUAUGCUCAGCUUCCAGUUUAUGCUUGUUUAGCAUGAUCAACUUAUUUAUAUGACAUAUAAACCUUAAAAUCUGUUUUCAGAGAUUAGCUGUUGUAUAUCCAUGCUUUGGCACUGUAUUAUUUAAUUAGAAACAUGAGUUCUACUGCCCUUUCAUGAUAAUCAUCAUGGACCAUUUUUUGUUUU
This is a messenger RNA of Dioscorea cayenensis subsp. rotundata (Guinea yam), 1279 nucleotides long. RefSeq lists its product as uncharacterized. Gene Ontology annotation, molecular function: hydrolase activity. NCBI's taxonomy places the organism in Eukaryota, Viridiplantae, Streptophyta, Magnoliopsida, Dioscoreales, Dioscoreaceae. The record is from RefSeq and is a predicted model, not a curated record.